Molecule: messenger RNA, 258 nt
Organism: Paramecium tetraurelia
Lineage: Eukaryota; Ciliophora; Oligohymenophorea; Peniculida; Parameciidae
Exons: 2
Source: RefSeq, a predicted model, not a curated record
AUGGAACAAAUCAGAUAAAUCAGUGGUAAUACAUUGAGUAAAGCGCUUUUGGAGUCUAAAUACAUACCUUAUGAAUACAGGGAUAUCACAAAGGAGAAGGAACAUGAAAGAGAAGUGAACGAAUUCGUAGUUAAAUUGAAAUGGAGCACUAGUCCAAUGAUAUAUAUUCAGUAAAGUUUGUUGGUGGAUACACAGAUAUAGUAAAUUAGACUAGAAGGGAGAAUUAGAAAAACUAAUAAAAUGAGGAUUGGGAUAUGA